UUCCCCCCUCCCUCUCCAGAAUUAAUGGCAGCAACAUUGAGCAUGCUCUCCAGUCUUUCCCUCCCUCCAGGAUUCCGUUUCCAUCCCACUGAUGAAGAGCUCAUCAUUCAUUACCUUAAGCAGAAAGUCUCCUCCUCUAAUCCCUUUGUUUCAGUCAUCGCGGAUGUCAAUAUCUACAACUUCAAUCCAUGGGAACUUCCUAGUAAGGCCUGUUUUGGAGAUACAGAGUGGUUUUUCUUUAGUCCAAGGGAUCGGAAGUAUCCUAAUGGAGGGCGUCCAAACAGGGCAGCUGCCACUGGAUUCUGGAAAGCCACUGGAACUGAUAAACCAAUCCUCUCCUCUGCCAGAAGACACUGCCUUGGGGUGAAGAAAGCUCUUGUGUUCUACAAAGGCAGGCCUCCAAAAGGUGAAAAAACCAAUUGGAUGAUGACAGAGUACAGACUUCUUGAUGAUUCCCUUCACUCUCCCAGGCUCAAGGGAUCCAUGAGACUGGAUGAUUGGGUUUUAUGCCGAGUUCGGCAGAAACUGAACCAGAUUCCCCAACAGACAGGAGGAAUCUAUGACAGCAGUUCCAGCAACUCCCCUUCAUCAAUAUACCAAAGCAGUUUAGACAAUUCUCCUCCAUCUGUCAUUCUGGGAUCCUUACAGAAUCAAGAGGUGCCAGACGACAACAUCCUGAAGUUCUAUGAAUACGAGUUUCAGCAUUCCAUGAUGGCUCCCCUGGAAAAUAAAGAUGAACAAGGACAAGAAGAAAUCUUCCAAGAAAGCUCUCCAGAAUACCAGAUUCCAUCUCCAGUGAGCUCUUCUGUCACAAACGUGCUCAAAUCUAUAGAAAGAAGACUUUCUAUUGGAAAUUUGGACGAGUUGAUGCAUCCAAAGAAGAGACUGAAUGCAAGGAGUUCAAGUGAAGACACAGAAAACAUGUUUACUAUUUUCCAAGGGAUUCCCCAAACACUUCAGCAACAGCAUACAUACCGCACUUCUCUUUGAGCUUGUGAAGAAUGGCAUUACCAAUUUGGCUGCAUCAUCUCAGGCAUUGCUAUCCUGUCCAAUCCGUAUAUACAUAAACACACACACAAACUGUUUUUAUGAUUAUGUAUGUAUGUAUGUAUCCAUAGCUCACAAGUCAACGUAGCAAUCAUGUAAUAUAUAGCAAAAAUAAUGAUUGUUAUAACAG
This is a messenger RNA of Rubroshorea leprosula, 1177 nucleotides long. NCBI's taxonomy places the organism in Eukaryota, Viridiplantae, Streptophyta, Magnoliopsida, Malvales, Dipterocarpaceae. The record is from the annotation of a GenBank genome assembly.